Messenger RNA from Penicillium cinerascens, 2100 nucleotides. RefSeq lists its product as uncharacterized. The transcript is spliced from 3 exons. NCBI's taxonomy places the organism in Eukaryota, Fungi, Ascomycota, Eurotiomycetes, Eurotiales, Aspergillaceae. The record is from RefSeq and is a predicted model, not a curated record. The coding region runs from base 1 to 2100 and encodes 699 amino acids.
AUGGCGCGUAGCUACGAUAACAUACACAUAUAUGGCAAGGCCCAUCUCGGGGACUCGUACUAUCUUGGACAAAGUGCUCGAUUAGCCGACCUCGUGCCUUGCGCCGUGCACGCGCAAUUUAAUGCAUCCGGGAAAGACCACGAUCCACACUGCCUUCAAGGAACUCGAAUUGACAUCCUGGACUGUAUCAGAAAGUGGAUAAACGGAAAGGAUGAUAAACACAUAUUCUGGCUGAGCGGAUUAGCUGGCACCGGGAAAUCUACCAUCGCGCGAACAAUUGCUCGAGAAAUUUAUGAGAACCCAAAGGAAUGCUGGAUGGCAAGCUUCUUUUUCAAUAGGGGGAGUUGGGAUACUGGUCACGCCAGAAAAUUUGUUGGUACGAUUGCUACACAACUGGCCAACAAAAAUAUGCCAUAUCGAGAACUUCUCCAAAAGGCCGUUUCGGAGGACCAAGGCAUCUUCGACCGGGUCAUGAUAGAUCAGUGGAAAGAGGUCAUAGUAUCACCGUUGUCUCUCCUGAAGGACGAAUCAAGCCAACCUCAACUUAUCAUCGUGAUCGAUGCUUUGAAUGAGUGUGACAAGAGCGAAGAUAUUAUUCAAAUACUUCAGCUUUUAGUUGCAUCCCGCGAGCUGGGCCAAUUUAGACCCCGCAUAUUAAUAACGAGCACACCGGAAAUUUUUAUUCAAGAGUCCAUGUUGAAAUUCACAGGCACCGCAUAUCGGUGUAUCUCCCUCCAAGAUGAGCCGGGUGAUGUUGUCGACCAUGACAUUCUGCUUUUCAUGGAAACUGAGCUCUCAAAGGUCAAAUCGCUGAGACUGCAUAAACAGCAAGUUUAUCAGCUGGCAAAGAAAGCUGCAGGGCUGUUCAUUUGGGCCAACAUUGCCUGCCGCUUUAUCUCUGGCGGGAAAGGUAUUUUUAGGGAGAAAAGACUAACUGCUAUCUUCGAAGAAAGAAGUCCCGGUAGUCAAACAGGGAUGCACCCAGAAAAGCACCUCGACGAAUUAUAUCUGACUGUUCUUCGCAAGGCCAUUCAGAAGUAUGCGGAUGAUGGUUGGCAGGAGUUGUGUUACCUGCUACGGCAAGUACUCGGGAGCAUAGUUGUUUUGCUUGCUCCUCUCUCUCUGCAUUCCCUUCUCGGCCUAUUGAGCGAUCUGGGAGAUGUCGAUAUCAUUCACGAGCAUCUCGAAGAUCUAUGCUCUAUCUUGGAUAUUUCAAAAGACAAAACACAUCCACUGCGUCUGCAUCAUCCCUCAUUUUGCGACUUUCUCCUGAACAAAGAGAGGUGUCAAGACGAAAACUUUUGGAUAAACGAGCAGGACAUGCACCGUGCAAUGAUGAAGCGCUGCGUUGAUCUGAUGUCUGAACUGCUUGAGAAACACAUAUGUGAUGCAAAGCUCCCUGGAGUACACGUGAGCGGUAUGGAAAAGGGUCAGAAAGAGCGAUACCUGCCUCAUGAGCUGCAAUAUUCUUGUCUAUACUGGGUAGAGCAUCUCCGGAGGAGCAAUAUCAAAGUUGAGGACAAUGACGACAUCAGCGACUUCUUGCAAGCCCACCUGCUACAUUGGCUUGAAGCAUUGAGCCUUAUUGGAAGAGCACCAGAAAGUUUUCAUAUCAUCAGGAACUUGCAGUCCCUGCUCAAGACCGACAGAAGUGAGAUUAUAGCUACGCUCCUGACGGAUGCUAUAUGUCUGUUCUCAGCAAAGCUUUCGACGAUUCAAUAUAUGCCUCUCCAGAUAUACACCUCAGUGCUUACUUUUGCACCACGGAAUAGUAUCAUGCGACAGAAAUUCGGGAUUCCGCAGUGGUUGUCCUUUCCUCAAACUACAGAGAUCCUGUGGAAUUCGGGUUUAGAGACCCUUCAGAACCAUUAUCAAGAUUUUAACUUGAUCAAUUUGAUCACUAUCCCCCACCUGCGGCUGAUCGCAUCUGCCUCAUAUGAUACAAUUUGGAUCUGGUUUACAGAGACAUGGGAAUACAUGCAGAAAACUGAGCUUGAUUCAUUUCGCCCACAACUGGGAUUUAACCCGGAGGGCACGAAGCUUCCGACUGGCCGAGGAGCUAUCACCAUUGUGGCACGACCUAUUUUGAAGCUGAAAUGA